This is a messenger RNA of Nematocida ausubeli, 1509 nucleotides long. RefSeq lists its product as uncharacterized. The transcript has a single exon. The coding region runs from base 1 to 1509 and encodes 502 amino acids. The record is from RefSeq and is a predicted model, not a curated record. NCBI's taxonomy places the organism in Eukaryota, Fungi, Microsporidia.
AUGAAGAUAUUUGAAGAGGUUUUGCCCACAGGAAUUCCAAAGGAUUAUUUGGCAAGUGCAACAUUCUCUACAGGAGUGUACUUUAUAACAUAUAAUAGUGUCUAUAAGUAUAAUACAACAAGAAGUAUAGAAACCUACCCAUUUUCAGAGAUGCCUCUAUCCUUCAGCAGCGUAGUAGCGACAGCGCAUGGGGAGUAUCUGAUAUUUACGGAGAAAAAUACUCAAACCAUAUAUAACCCACUGAUGAACUACAAAAGCACAGUCACUCUGCCUAAUGCACCAGGAACUAUUUUGGUAGAUAAUUACAGCAUUGUGAAUCUAUUUUAUAAUGAAAUAUACAUCUACUGCAUAAAAGAUAUGCAGAUCCGAAGAUAUAUGAUUGAGCAGAACAAGCUAAUUAGUAAGUAUAGAAUAAGAAAGCUGUACAGACAGGAGGAUCGAGUUCUUUUGACGGAGGAGAAAAUACUUGAAAUUAACCUGAAAAUAAAGGAUAGGCAAUAUCAGGGACUAGGCACACUGUCAGCAGAUGACAAAAAAACAGUUAUGAUCAGGAAGCCUGUGAUUAUUGAGCCAGAGCCUGUGGUGUUUUGUGCUGAGCCAAUCAGCGAGAUUGUAUGCACAACCUGGGGAGGCAUUCUUAAGUACACGACAGGCAUGGAAGUGUACAGCAUGAAUGGAGAGAAUUAUAGUCUAGCAUACAUCUACAAGACAGAAGGCACAUUCAUAAAUGGAAAGGAACAAAUGGAAGUGCAAAGAAGAGUAUUUGUCAGGGAAAAAGAAAAACAGACAGAAAAUGGCCUGGAGUGCGGAAUACUGGAGAUUGGGAAGACAGGCCCAAUUCAAAUAUUUAGCAUAAAAAAAACAGAGAAAAUAUACGUUAUAAAUGACACAACUUUUUUAGUUGAAGGAGAGACAGAUAGAAUUGUGAGAUAUAGAACAGAGCAGAAUGCAUACCAGGCAGCCCCAAUAGAGCUGAGCAAGGAGAGGGAUAUCCAGAAAAAGGAAAACAAUUUAAUUGAAACAAGCAUUGAGUACCUUAGAAAAUACAAGAGCAUCAAGUACGUUCUGGAGGGUGCUACAGAAGAGGAGAAUGCGCUGUACAUUAAGAAAAUACUAAACUCAUUCAAGGAAGAUGUGACUAUGCGUGUGAUGUCCUUGGGAAUCAUGCUAGAGAACAGAAUACGUUAUGUCAAAGAUGUGAGCAAUAAGAUAAAAAUAAUUGAAAAAACAACGAAAGAGAAAAUCAAAGAGGUUACAGCAAAAAACGAGAAGAUAAUCAGCCGGAUGGGGCAGAUUAUAGAUGAAAUCAAGCACAUAUACGAGAGAGACUUACAGAAGAAAGAAGAGCCAUCUGAGCACAUACAAGCACUGAAGAGUCAAAUACAAGAGCUAAAGAAGAAAGUGCAGGAGCCAAAGACAACCAGAGACUUUACAAAGCUAAAGGGAGAGUACUACUUACUUAAGGAGCAGAACAGAUAUUUAAUGAAGAGAUUGGAUCUGCUAGGCUAG